Messenger RNA from Hyaena hyaena (striped hyena), 6700 nucleotides. RefSeq names its product zinc finger and BTB domain containing 21 (gene ZBTB21). Lineage: Eukaryota; Metazoa; Chordata; Mammalia; Carnivora; Hyaenidae. Bases 465 to 3653 code for a protein of 1062 amino acids. The record is from RefSeq and is a predicted model, not a curated record. The transcript has 2 exons. Gene Ontology annotation, biological process: regulation of transcription by RNA polymerase II; negative regulation of DNA-templated transcription. Gene Ontology annotation, cellular component: nucleus. Gene Ontology annotation, molecular function: RNA polymerase II cis-regulatory region sequence-specific DNA binding; DNA-binding transcription factor activity, RNA polymerase II-specific; protein binding.
CCGCCGGCGAGACCAACCAGGAGCGCGGGCGGACUUGGCCGGCCCCGCCCCGGUCCGCCCCCUCGGCCUGCCCUCUGCGGGACGCGUGGACCCCGGGGCGCGCACCGUUCCCUCCAGAACCCCUGGAGGACUUGUUUCUGCUGCGUUGUGGAUGGCUCGCCGCUUGAAAAAGGCCCCGUCCGAAAUCUGCGGCCGGGGGCGGUGGAGAUGGGGGGUGUUGGGAUCCGCGGUCCUGGAGACCCCGGCCCAGAGACCUCUGCCGGCGGGAGUCCCCGUGAUCUUUCCGUGUGUGUACUCGCCCGGACCACGUGGGCGGACCAAGUUCAGUAGCGCCCUAUGAACGCCGGUAGCGAAGGGGGCCCCUGGGCACGAGCCCUUCGCCCCGGUUGCUAUGCGCUGCGAGCACAGGACUGCGCGGUUCCGGAGAAGGCAGCUGCCGCGGCGCUUGGAGGUCAGCCGGCGCGAUGGAGGGGCUGCUGCACUACAUCAACCCGGCCCACGCCAUCUCCCUCCUCAGCGCGCUCAACGAGGAGCGCCUCAAGGGGCAGCUGUGUGACGUGCUGCUGAUUGUCGGAGACCAGAAAUUUCGAGCUCACAAAAAUGUCUUGGCUGCCAGCAGUGAAUACUUCCAGAGUUUAUUCACAAAUAAGGAGAAUGAGUCACAAACUGUAUUUCAACUUGAUUUUUGUGAACCAGAUGCUUUUGAUAAUGUUUUGAACUACAUUUAUUCUUCAUCUUUAUUUGUCGAGAAAAGCAGCCUCGCUGCCGUGCAGGAGCUGGGCUACAGCCUCGGGAUUUCCUUUCUCACGAACAUCGUCUCGAAAACCCCCCAGGCCCCCUUUCCGACGUGUCCCAACAGGAAGAAAAUAUUCAUAGACGAUGACGAAAGCAGUUCUCAGAAGAGAAGUGUCAUCGUUUGUCAGAGCAGAAACGAAGCACAAGGCAAAGCUGCCGGUCAGAAUCCGCCCGACCUGAGCCACACUUCGCGGCCCUCCCCCAGCCUCGCGGUCAAGACCAGCACCGCCAAGCCCCACGUCCCAAAGCCAGCGGAAGCGCCUCACUCGUUGUCAGCGGCUGACAAGAGUUGUUGGCCCAAGGAUGGUCCGGCGGGCUAUGCACAGCCUCUGGAGCAUUCCGGGUCGCUGGACGAUCCUCACAGGAGCAGCCUGGGGAAGAGGAGUGCAGCACUGCAGUCCAAGUCUCUGCCGGACAGGGAGGCGGCGGACGAGGAGGUGGGUCUGAGCGGCCAGCUGCCUCGAGGGAGGGCCAUAGAGCUGGCCUUGAAGAGACCACGACCGCCCGUCCUGUCUCUUCGAAGCUCGUCGGAGGCCCCCUACGUGCUGAAGGAGACUGGCCAGGGAAGCGGGCCGGGCGAAGACAGAAACCUGCUGUACUAUUCGAAGCUGGGGUUGGUGGUCCCGUCGGGCGGCCCCGGUUCCGGAAAGCAGGGCAUCGACAGGAGUGGCCCGCUCGUCAAGAGUCUCCUCAGACGGUCGCUGUCCAUGGACAGCCAGGUUCCGGCCUACUCGCCCUCCAUAGACCUGAAGUCUUCCCAGGGGCCGUCUGCAGUGGCCGGGGAGGUGCCCGCGAACGUGUUCUGUGCCCUGUCUCAAAAGCCCGCUUUGAAAGAGCGCGGCGACAAGUCCGCCCCAGAGGACCGGCCCCCGGCCCCCCAGCCGCACCGCCUCAGGUCCUUCAGCGCCUCUCAGUCCACCGACAGGGAGGGCGAGCCUGCCGUGACGGAGGUGCGAGUCAAGACGGAGCCCCGCAGCCCGCCGGGGGACCCCUCCGACAUCAUCCGAGUCACCGUGGGAGACCCGGCGGCCGCGUCGUCCGUCACCAGAGACCUCUCCCUGAAGACCGAAGACGACCAAAAAGACAUGAGCAGGCUCCCGGCCAAAAGGAGGUUCCAGGCGGACCGAAGACUGCCAUUUAAGAAGGUAAAGGAGGGCGAGCACGGGGCUCCGGUGUCCGAACAGAACUUAGAGGAGGGCUCGAGCCCUCCUCUCCCCGGUGCCGAGUUUCCAGACUCUGACUUGAAUAAAGAGGAAUUUGGUGAGUUGGAGGGAACGAGACCAAACAAAAAGUUUAAAUGCAAACACUGCCUUAAGAUCUUUAGGUCCACAGCAGGCCUUCACCGGCACACUAACAUGUACCACAACCCAGAGAAGCCCUAUGCUUGCGACAUCUGCCACAAGCGCUUUCACACGAACUUCAAGGUGUGGACGCACUGCCAGACCCAGCACGGCGUGGUGCGGAACCCGUCGCCGGCCUCCAGCUCACACGCCGUGCUGGACGAGAAGUUCCAGAGAAAGCUCAUUGACAUAGUGAGAGAGAGAGAGAUUAAGAAGGCCCUGAUCAUUAAGCUGAGGCGCUGCAAGCCCGCUUUCCAGGCGCAGGGUAGCUCCCAGGCCCAAGCCAUCAAGAGGAACUUGCGGUCGCGAGCCAAAGGAGCCUACAUCUGCACUUACUGCGGAAAGGCCUACCGCUUUCUCUCGCAGUUCAAGCAGCACAUAAAGAUGCACCCGGGAGAAAAGCCCGUUGGCCUCAGUAGAGCUGCUAAGCCCAAAGAGCAUGUUUCUCUCGGGAGCCCGGUAGAGAACAAGGAGGUUUACCAGUGCCGCCUCUGUAAUGCUAAGCUCUCUUCUCUUCUAGAGCAAGGAAGCCACGAGCGGCUGUGCCGGAACGCAACCGUUUGCCCCUACUGCAGCCUUAGGUUUUUCUCGCCCGAGCUCAAGCGGGAGCACGAGGGCAAGUGCGAGUACAAGAAGCUGACGUGCCUCGAGUGCAUGCGCACCUUCAAGUCCUCCUUCAGCAUCUGGCGGCACCAGGUCGAGGUCCACAACCAGAACACGAUGGCGCCGGCCGAGAACUCCUCCCCGCCCGGCCUGGACCACAACGGCGACACCGCCGCCGCCGCCUCCCGGCCCCAGGCCCAGGCCGAGCCUCAGAAGGCCAACCACGCAGCGGCCGCCAAGGACGACGCCGCGUUCAGCGACUGCUCCGAACAGGUGAACUUCGACUCCGAGGACUCUUCCUGUCUCCCCGAGGACCUCAGCCUUUCGAAGCAACUGAAGAUCCACGUCAAGGAGGAGCCCGCCGAGGAGGCCGAGGAGGAGGCGCCCGAGGCCCAUGCGGCCGCCAAGGACGCGGGCCCCAGCAAGGACAGCAACCUGUGGCCGUGCGAGAAAUGCGGCAAGACGUUCACGGCGCACAAGCAGCUGGAGCGGCACCAGGAGCUGCUGUGCUCCGUGAAGCCCUUCAUCUGCCACGUGUGCAACAAAGCCUUCCGCACCAACUUCCGCCUCUGGAGCCACUUCCAGUCCCACAUGUCCCAGGCUGCUGAGGAGCCCGCACACAAGGACUCGGAGGCCUGCCCGCUCCCCACAAACUCGCCGUCCCCUCCCCCGCUGCCCCCACCCCCGCCGCUGCCCAAGAUCCAGCCUCUGGAGCCCGACAGCCCGACGGGCGCGGCCGAGAGCCCCGCUCCAGCCGCCGAGAAGCUCUUUGUGCCCCAAGAGUCCGACACGCUUUUCUACCACGCCCCGCCCCUGUCGGCAAUCACAUUUAAGAGACAGUUCAUGUGCAAACUGUGCCACAGGACAUUCAAGACGGCCUUCAGUCUUUGGAGUCACGAGCAAAGCCACAACUGAGGGGCCAGCCCUCUUCCCUCCUACGGAACGGGGGGAGCCUCCAGGUUUCAACCAGAUUGUGAGACGUGCGUGAGAAACAAAAUAUUUUUUGGAGAAAGAGAAUAAUAAAGGUUGGAAAUUGUUUUGCUUGAAUAAAAGCUUGAGGUAAAUGGAUAGUCACUAGCAGGGCCCUUACUCGGCCUAGAGAAACUAAACUGCCUUGUGCUCCGGACCUCACAGCCACGCGACGACCUGGCUUCGUCCCUGUCGAAAUCCGACCGAUUCAGGUGGUUUGCAUGGGCCCUCGUUCCACAGGGUCGGUUCUCUUGCUGGAGGUGGUUUGGGGUUUUUACUGACUUGCGGUCCGAGAAAUACUAUUUGAGUAUUUCUUUCGAUUGUAUCGGACCCCUAAGUUCUGGUUACGUCUCAGCCGUGUCCUGAAGCGCGCAGCAUGGCAGGAGGAAGCGGAGUAGUUUGCAGUGUUGACUUAGAUCUUAGGACACUUUAGCAAUAAAACAAUAAGCCUCAACUGUAAUAAGUUAUCCUGACACUUGAUAACAAUAAAUAUUUGGUAUUUUGUGGUCCCGUGGACAUUUUUUUGUAUGAAAGUUGUGAGGAGUUUAAAUCAGCAAUAGUAAUACUUAGAUUUUUAUAAAAUAACAGAAAGUUGCUCUUGGGUCACUUCCUAUAAUUAAGGAUGAAAGAUGUGGGCGAGGAAAACACGAGGGUUUCUGGAAGGCCUCUAAGUUUGCGGAAGCUUCAGCGGCGCUGGGCGCUGCGGUCAGAGCUGCUGCCCCGGGCCGUGUGUGCGUGCACAUCCCGGCUCUCCUCUCCGACCCACACGCGGGGCACGCGGGGUGUCGGCAUCCCGACCUCGCGCUGCCACAGGGAAAACCCGAGCGCAUUUGGGACAGAAAACAAAGGUGGCACGAGGCGCUCACUGAUGUCGAGUGUAACCACGUUAGUGUAACGCGCGAGGUCGGGACGCACAUCUGCGCACGCGGAGCCCGGGCCCUGGAGUCGGCAGCGUGCAGUGCGCUCGGCCCGGAGUUGGCGCUGGGAGGCAGGGGCGCACCGCCCCGCAGGCCCCACGCGCCCUGGAGAACGGAAUUCACAGCGUGAGCUUCCCGCCUCCGUCUCGUGACGGUUUCGGUUAGAACCGCUGGGAGUUUCUUGUGUCCUCAGUGCACUCGUGCUCCGGCCGCGGCCUCGGUGGUAGUGAAAGCGCUACCAAGGGUCCAAAAUGAGUCUCCGCUACCUAAUUUGGCCCAGAGGGUUUGGACUGCUUUUUUUUUUUCUUUUUUAAUUUUUUUCCUGCUCCUGUUUUGUAUCAGUUGUAAUUAAAAGGCUUUUGGUGGGUGCCACGCCAAGUCCCGUGGGCGUUGCUGAGGGGAAAGUCCGUCUCCCCCUCAGGACCGAGGGGUUGAGCAUGUUCCAGUGGGAAUAUGGUUGAAACUGCAAAAUCCUUGUCCGCUAGUGCUUUGGAGGAAGACUCCCAAGUUUAUUCAUUUUUCUUCUGCAAGCUGUUCUUUCAAAUAAAAAAGACCGCGACUAGAGCGUCGAACCGUAUCCUGCCGCCAGAGACGAUUCCAGGGCUCGGCCUCGUCACCCACUCUCCGUACCAGCGGUAGGAAGGACAUGCCUCGCUUUUUAUUGAAACACAAGCAUUUCUAUAAAACAGUAACUGACUUUGUAGGUUAGAGAAAUUGCAUCUGAAAUUUUGCCUUUUUUUUUUUCAUUUUCAUUUGAAAACUAUCACAAGCCCCAGAGUAUUUUUGUGCGAUCAUGUCCUAUUUUUGUUCUUAAAUUUGAUGGAGAAAGGAAGAUGAAAUGAAGUCACAGUUACCAAUGACUCUUCACACUCUCUUGAAGAAAUCUAUGCAUUUGAAAGAUGAAACUAAAGCUUACGAUUUUCCGUGAAACACCAGGAUGGAUUCUUGUUCAUCGGAUGAGCCCCCUCUGUAAUGUGCUGUUUCUUAUGCGGAACACUUUGGUAGCUGUCGCUCCUCCAGAGGACACUUGCCCUCAGAGUAAUCCCUGCUUCUGGCCGUUAGAGUACGCGUGACAGUCCCACGCCGCACAUCGUCUUGGCAUUGUAAAUUCAGUAUCCUAGGACUUGAACCUUGAUGCUACAUUUUUGAAGAUUUUUUAAUAACGUUAAUCAGUAAAAAAAAAAUAUUUUUGAUCUAAAUACACGCUCAGCGUAUCUGUUAGGUUUUGAAAAUUGCCAGUGUUUUGUCUUGUUCCCGUUUUUGUCUAGGCAAGGAACGUAAGAUUUCAAAUAAAAUUUUGAACCAAAAACAUUUAUAACACAGUUCUGGUUUUUCUAUUACUUUUUAUACUGUACCUUCCAAGCGUCAGGCCGAAAGUUUAUUUUGGUGGUCAAAAAGUAAAAUCUGCUUCCGCUCACGUGACCGUUUUAAAUGUGAGGCAGUAAUGACAGACACAGGAAUUGCUUCGUUUAAGAAUGUUGAUCUCAGAAAGCAGAUACUUGGUGUAAGACCAGCGCGUCUUUACUUUUUACAACUCUGGCUCAUAAAGGUGUUGUUGAAAAUGUUUUUUCUGAUUAGAAUUAAUUUUUGAAAAUGUAGAUAGCUCAUUAUUCCUUGUAAGUAUUCAGGAUGCCUUUUUUUUUAAAUACAAUUGUGGAAAGAAUGUAAGAUGUUUUAAUAUAUUCUUUGUUAAUCUGAGAACUUGCUAUGUUGAACCAUUUUCUUCAUGUGGGAGAGGGCAGGAGGGGCAGCCUGAAACGCCUCCUUAUCAAAGCAAGCAGUGGAAGUUGCAAAUAGUGUGCGUUUUUCAUAGUAAUAUUUCAACCUAAUAGAAUAUUCACCUUUAAAACCAGUUAUGGCUAGUGUGCAUUUAUUAUUUUAUCAAAAUAUGCAGCUAAGAGUUCAACCAUGAGGUCAUUUUGCGUUUGUGGGGACAUGUAUGUAUGUAGUUCUUGGUUUUCUGUUUUGGAGUGGGUCGUUUACAGCCUUUUAAAAACUAGACUCCAGGGGUGCCUGGGGGGCUCAGUCAGUUUAGCGUCCAACCUCAGCUCUAGUCAUGAUCUCACGGGAUGUGAG